This is a messenger RNA of Thlaspi arvense, 759 nucleotides long. The record is from the annotation of a GenBank genome assembly. Lineage: Eukaryota; Viridiplantae; Streptophyta; Magnoliopsida; Brassicales; Brassicaceae.
AUGAUGUCAUCCAAAGUUAGCGCAGCGAGGGCGGAGCAACCGCCGGCUUUGAUGAUGAUGUCACUUCCAUAUGACCUCAUCGUGGAUAUCGUGGCACGUGUACCGAGAUGCAAUUAUCCGAUUGUCUCUCUGGUUUCCAAGAGCUUCCAAUCACUCGUUGGGUCGUCUCACCUAUACACGAGAAGAUCUUUGUCGGGCUGCACAGAACACUGUCUCUAUGUCGUCCUCUCUAACAAUGAAACUUGUGAACAUCAUUUGUGUAUUCUUCGCCGGAAAGUCAACAGCAAUCGCGUGGUCAUUAUCCGGUCGCUUCCUUAUGUGCGUCACUCUGGGGGUUGCGAGUACGUCGCUGUGGGUUCGAAGAUUUAUGCGGUGUCCCCAUUCACUGGUAUGUUCAGCAUCGACUGUAGAUCUCACACGAUGCAGCAACUUCCCGGCAUUCCUCAGCUCAAGGACGGUAAGGUCGCUGACAUCAUCGACGGUAAGAUUUACGUAAUCACUUGGCAUGGAGUCAUGGUGUUUGAUACGGAAACUCAACCGUGGGAUCCUGUGAUGAAAAAGUUAGACGUGGAGCUACACAACAUGAGCUAUGGUUAUUCUGUGGUGGUGGAGGAUAAGAUUUACGUGAGAGAGGUUCGUAGAAGCUUUGUUUAUGAGCCAAAGGAAAGUAAAUGGGAAUCGGAGGACAGGCUGAAUCCUGAGCAAUGGGAUGACGCGUGUGUCGUUGAGAGCUUAUUAUCCAAAGCAGAGGUCCUUUAG